AUGAGUGUAACAACGAAGCCAUUUGAGGGCACCGUGCGCUGUGAAUGGUUUCAGUCACCGGCCCGCGUGAGUUUCUGUUUCUACGUGCGUGAUCGCCAGGAAGGGGAUGUUCGGGUGGAAGCGGGGGCGCAGUCUUUGUCGGUGACAAUUCGCCUCGACGCGUCAGGGCGUGAGUAUCAGUACACCGUCGACCGCCUUUACGCUUCGCUGGCCGGCGAAAUACCUGUGGUGAACGUCCGGACAACGAAGGUUGAAGUGUCGCUAAAGAAGGCAUCUGAGCUGCAGUGGCCGACGCUGGAAGCACCCGACGGUGGCCCCAGUGCGCCGCCACAGUUAGCCACAUCGGCACCGAUUGCCACCGUCAAUCCGCCGGCAUCGGCGGGGGAACUGAAGUACCCAAACAGCCGCGGGAAGGACUGGAACGCGUGGAAGAUUGACGACGAGGACGUGAAGCCAGAGGGGGACCAGGCGCUGAACGCCCUCUUCCAGCAGAUAUACAGCAACGGCACUGAUGAGCAACGCCGUGCAAUGAUGAAAUCGUUUUUGGAGAGCAACGGGACCGUUUUGUCAACAAAUUGGGAGGAUGUGGGAAACCGGGAGGUGAAGGCGGAGCCCCCCACAGGAAUGGAGGCGAAGCCCUACAAUUGA
Molecule: messenger RNA, 648 nt
Organism: Trypanosoma rangeli
Lineage: Eukaryota; Euglenozoa; Kinetoplastea; Trypanosomatida; Trypanosomatidae
Product: phosphatase-like protein
Exons: 1
Coding region: 1-648 (215 amino acids)
Molecular function (GO): protein-folding chaperone binding
Source: RefSeq, a predicted model, not a curated record